Molecule: messenger RNA, 6837 nt
Organism: Brenthis ino (lesser marbled fritillary)
Lineage: Eukaryota; Metazoa; Arthropoda; Insecta; Lepidoptera; Nymphalidae
Source: the annotation of a GenBank genome assembly
AUGUAUAAUGAUUUAAGGCAACUAAGAGAAGGGGCGGAAAUGAUUUUGAAAACUGCGCUAGAUGAGAGUAAUGUCAUUGAUAACUUCGUAUUUGUGCCCUUUCACGACCCUUCCGUCGGUCCAGUCACAGUAACAAGGAAUAAGCAAGUAUUUAAAUCAGCUCUGAACAUAGUGCAUGUGUACGGCGGAGGAGAUUGUCCAGAAAAAUCCUUAACCGGGAUACAAUUGGCUUUGAAUGUCAGUCGUCCACAAUCCUUUAUUUACGUGUUCACUGACGCGACCGCGUCCGAUCAUAAACUUGUGGGAAAAGUCCUAGAUUCUAUUCAGAGGAAACAAAGCCAGGUGGUGUUUGUUCUAACAGGGCAUUGUAAUGAUUUGCAUAAGCCUCAUUACAAAGUGUACCAACAGAUAGCCGCAGCUAGCUCUGGACAAGUGUUUAAUUUAAACAAAACCAGCGUAUAUAAGGUGCUGGAAUUUGUGAGAAGUUCUAUAAAAGGGAGGACUGUUAACUUGGCGUCUGCUGUCAAUCCUGCGGGAUAUAACUACACUCAAGAGAUACCAGUAGACAAGUCUGUAGAUGAAGUGACGGUGUCGGUGUCGGGUGCCAAGCCCAAAAUAAAGGUGGUCAACCCAAGCGGCGAGGAGCUCACCGGCCCUCCGCAGCUCGUCACCACUUUGGAUCUCUCAGAAAUUAUGAUAGUAAAAGUUUUGCAGCCUGAACCAGGGAACUGGAGUAUAACUGUAGGGAGUGAAGAGGAGCACUCGGUGAAGGUGGUCGGGAUGUCCAACUUGACUUUCAAACAUGGCUUCUCUGUUCAGACUCCUCGCUCUAUGGAUGAAACUAGUUAUCGUCCAUUACAAGGAACAUAUAACCACAUGCUAAUAUCUCUGAGCGAAAACAACGCAUCUAUAGAAAUGGACCACGUUCAAUUACUCAGUUUGAACGGAACCCCAUUGUAUGAAAUACCUUUAAAAGAGUUCGAUAAAGAUCAAAAGCUUUAUAUAGCCAAUGCUUUUGUUCCGCCAGAAGAAUUUUUUAAUAUAGCGAUAAUAGGCCGCGAUGAGCACGGUCAGGAAGUAAGGCGAGUGGGGCCCACGGCGGUGCAAGGAAAACCACCAGAUGUUCCUUAUUUGACGGUGGCCAAACGGAUAGAAGCGCGUCGUCACGAGCGCGUGUCGCUGGCGUGCCGCGUGGAGAGCCUGGUGCCGCUCGCCGCCGCCUGGACACGCCGCCAGCUGCGCCUCGCGCCCGCCGUCGACAGUCUACAAAGUACUUCAAUAGAGUAUGUUAUCCCCGAUAUGAGUGAGGGAGACGUCGGUACGUACCGCUGCUUCGCGAAGAACAGCGCAGGCGUCAGUAGAGCCAAUACUAUCGUUGAUUUAAUCGUGGAUCCACCUACAGUGACAAUUUCGCCAACAAAUAUAACAGUGACCGAAGGAGAGAACCUCAAUAUCUCAUGUUCCAUAUACAGCGAGGCGUUGUUACAACGCUCUGUUGUUACUUUUAAUGGCUCUACACGUAACUAUUCAAUAGAUUUCCAAUUGGAGCCAACAGUAGACGGGUACUACACGUUCAAUAAAACGAUUCAACAAGUGAAUGAAACAGACAGUGGAGUAUACACUUGUGAGGUCGCUAAUAGAGCUGGCAAAAGUUUUCAUUCAACAUAUAUCCAAGUCCAAUUAAAACCGACAGCGCAACUUAUAGGUCCUCACAGUAUAGCCAUAAGUAUACACAAGGACACACAAGUUGUUUGUCAAAUAGAAAACGCACUACAAGUCCAAUGGUUAAAUAAAAAUAAGCAAAUUAUUGAGAAAUAUGACGUCGAUGGUAGUUUUACUGCGGUGUUAGAUGUGAGGAAUGUGACAGAAGAUGAGGUCUUGACUUGUAUGGCGAUUAGAGAUGAUUGUAAUGCAUCUGACAGUCUCGAGCUGACGGCUCUAAUCAAACCACAAGUACUUAUCGAAGGUUCAAAGAACGUGACAGUAUUCAGCGGAAUUCAAUAUCAGGUGUUCUGUACAAUUGUGGCGAAACCUGAACCUAGGAUAAUAUGGCACAUGGAGACUGAGGAAUUCCUGCCUUGUGAUACAACAAAUCCUGAACCAAAUGUGUACAAGAGUAUGCUGACGUUAGAUAGUGAAAAGCGAGCAUUAAAUGGAACUUACUUUUGUAUCGGAGAGAACUCUGAGGGCAUCGGCCAGGACAGCAUUACUAUAAACGUUAGGGACAAAAUGAUGUUGCUGGAAGGAUUUACAGACUCUUCCGUAGAAUUAUAUUCUCAAAUUGAUUUUCAUUGCAAUAUAACCUCAUUUCCGCCACCGACCAUCAAAUGGUACCACAACAACACUGAAAUCAACAAUAUUAACGGAAGUAAUACCAAAAACAUCAACAUUUCCGAAGAUAAAGUAAUAUUGAACAUUCAAAAAGUAGAUUUUGAAAAACUGGGGGAAUAUAAGUGUGUGGGAGAAAAUGGAUAUGAAAAUAUUACUGUGAAAGGCAUUUUGUCUUUACAUGGACUAAGUAAACCGAUCCUCUUUAAGCAAUUGACUAAAAUUACUGUACCAAAGGACAAAUCGAUGAAUAUUACAUGUAGAAUCCUUAGAGGCAGUCCAAAUCCAACACUAACUUGGUACUUUAAAUCCAAAACUUUCAACAACUACACGACGCUACCAAAAGAAGUUGUUAUACGUGACAAUGUUAUUUUCAUUGAAAACAUAACAAAGGAACACUCUGGCUCAUAUCGGUGUGUGGCAGAUAAUAUUAUGGGAAGCGAUGAAUAUGACGUGGAACUAACAGUACAGUAUACGCCAGAACUAAAAGAAAAUUCUCAAGAAGCUUAUUUAGAAGGCCCUAUAGAAGUAACGUCGGGUGGUGAAGUAAAGCUAAGCUGCAACGUCGCGGGAAACCCCCCGCCCAUUGUUACUUGGACUAAAGAUGACUUACCAAUUGUGUUUUCUAACAAUAUUCAUAUAACAAAUGAUAGUAGUUUAGUGGUAACAAAUGCGACGAAGUUCGACUCUGGGCUAUUUGUGUGUAACGCCAGCAGUAUCAUGGGGUUUGUUACGAAAAACUUUACCGUCGCUGUCUUCAUGUCACCAAUCAUAACAAUAUACGGGGAGCCUGCAGUAGAAGUGUUAGAGGGACAACUAGUGGAGCUGCCGUGCUCCGCGCGGGGAGUCCCCGACCCGACAGUGCGGUGGGUGCACAACGGGGAAUCCCUCGCGCCAUAUAGGAAGUAUAUUGAUGAAUACGGUCUUGGAUUUGUAGCUAAUCUUACGGAUUUCGGCAAUUACAGUUGCGUCGCUAGCAACGAGUACGGCGUUGCGACUCGGAACUACACCGUUUAUGUUUGGGUGCCACCCCGUAUUGAGCCUCCAUUAGAAGAGUUGAAAGAAGUUAAAAUAGGAACAGAUGUACACUUACAAUGUGACGCCGUCGGCUUUCCGAUACCGUCGUUUUUUUGGGAGUUUCAAUAUGAAGUUUUAAAACAAAAUACAACAGAUAUGAGUUUUGACGAGACUGGAAACUUGUAUAUAAAAAACAGCAGCUCGACACAUGAGGGGAUAUAUGUUUGUGCUGCCGAGAAUCUCGCCGGAAUCGCCCGGAAGACUUUCUUCCUUACUGUUAAUGAAGCACCUAAAAUUCUAAAUGACAAUUACACGAGUCCCUACAUAGCAUCAACUUUGGACGACACGCUGAUUGUUACUUGUAGAGCGACGGGCAAACCUCGACCUUAUGUUACUUGGAUUAAGGACGGAUAUUACUUGGAUAAAGAUUCCCGAUACAACAUAGAUGUUGAUGGGACUCUAACAAUUAAGCAGCCAUCGGAGGAUCUGAGUGGGAAAUACACUUGUGUGGCGCGAAGUAGCGCCGGUAACGACAGUAAGGACGUGGAUGUUGAGAUAUAUUCUCUCCCAACGCUACUCCAAGAUGAAGGCUCUCCCGCAGUGACCACAGCGCUGGAGGGCGCGGCCGCCGCGGUGCAGUGCCCCGUCCGCAACGGAUACACUGUCAAAUGGUAUAAGGACGCUAAGGUCAUUUCCAAUGGAAGUUUAAUCAUCUCUAACGUGUCUCGACACAACGAGUCUCAGUACGCGUGCGUCGCGAGCAACGCCGUCGGCUCCGUACAUACAAAUGUUAUGCUGAAAGUUGAAUGGCCACCGAAGUUUAUAUCACAAGUCAAUGAAACAGUAGAUAUAGUGAAAGGAGAGGAUUAUUACUUCGAUUGUAAAACUGAUGCAAAACCACGGGCUAAGACAAGAUGGUAUUUUAACUCCAAAUUUCUCUUCGGAGAAGAUAAAGAAGUAUUAAAACUAAUGAAUGUACAGAUAAAACACACGGGCGUGUAUAAAUGCGUGGUGAAAAACGAGCAUGGUACGGUGUUUAAGCAGUUUAAUGUUGACGUAUUGGAACCACCAUUUAUAUCAGAGUUUAAUCUGUUAGACGUGCAGUUGAAAUCCGGCACUAACGCUACCCUCGAGUGCGAGGCGCGGGGCUCGCCCAAACCCAACGUUACUUGGACUUUCAACAACACAAACUGGAUCGUUCAAAACGCAACAAUAACAACAACGAACGUAACACAACAAUCCGAAGGUCUGUUCCAAUGUGGCGCGAGCAACAAAGCCGGCGUGUCUCGCAUCGUGUACCGAGUGGUUGUUAUCUCCGGCGCUAAAAUAGAAGAAAUAUUAUUAUUUAUGGACGGUACAGGAAUUCAUGUGGAGGAGAAGGCGGAAUUAACGCUAGGUACAAAAGUCAGAAUAGCUUGCAAAGGAUCCGGCAGUCCGCCACCAAUAAUUCAAUGGAUCCGAUAUGGCAACACUGUUAGUGAGAAUGACAAAGGCGUUGGAUACGCUGAUUUGGUGUUGCCAGAUGUUAGGACUUACGAUUCUGGAGAGUACACUUGUGUGGCGUCUAACGAAGGCGGUACUCACGAUAAAAAGAUAUCAGUUAAUGUUUUAGAGCCUCCAAGAAUAUUUCAAACGCUAUUGCAAAAUGCAAAUCAUUCAGAAAAUAUCAUAGAUUUAGAAGUGAUAUCCGGUCAAGCGUUUUACUUACACUGCCAUCCUUACGGGAACCCGUUUCCGGAAAUAUACUGGUUCAAAGAUGGCUUGCCAUUGAGAUUCUAUGAUGAGUCUAUGGUCUCAACUGAUUUUGGCGAAGUUGUUCAUUCAAAGAACGCGAUGUAUGAACAGUCGGGGAAUUACACGUGUGUUGCCAGAAAUAAAGUGGGUGAAGCCAGUGUUGUUUACUUGGUCGAUGUAUUGGUUCCACCCCCACCACUAAAAGACAACACGAAGCAAGCCACUGCCCUCGUGAACACCCCCCUCAACAUGUCGUGUCCGGCGCCGCGCUCGCCCGCGCCCGCCGCGCUCUGGCUGAAGCAUCCGUACACUGAAAUAGCCGAAAACUCUAGGAUAAAGUUGCUCGACGAUAAUUAUACUUUGUUAAUAACAAAAACAGAAGUGGCAGAUAGCGGCAAGUACUCCUGCAUAAUGACAAAUAAAGUCGGUACAACGGAGCUGAUUUAUGAUGUAGUUAUUCAAAAACCGCCAGAAAUAAAGGGGAAUAACGGGAAUAAUACUAUUGAAGAUCACAUAGUGUCCUUGCGGAGGAGCAUCGUGCUGAAGUGUGAGGUUGAUGGGAAUCCACCGCCUAAUAUUACUUGGUUUAAGGACGUCCAGGCACUGAGCCGCUCACACCCCGAUAUCCAGUGGGUGGCGGGCGCGGGCGCGCUGGCGCUGUGGGCGGCGCGCGCGCGCCACGCCGCGCAGUACGUGUGCGUGGCGGAGAACGCCGCGGGCGCCGCGCACCGCCGGUACAACGUCAGGGUUAAAGUGCCGGGCAAGUGGAGCGCGUGGUCGCCGUGGUCGUACUGCAACGCGACGUGCGGGCUCGGCUACCAGCGCCGCGCGCGCCGCUGCCAGUACGUCGACGACGACAACAAUGUUAUUGAUAAAAUCAACCAGCCAGAUAAAAUAAUUUUGGAUGAAUCAGAGUGCAAAGGUGUGGCCAUCGAUAGACGAAAAUGUCACAUGCCAUCUUGUGAGGAGGCGCCGCGGCCGCGCUGGUCGCGGUGGUCGGCGUGGGGCGCGUGCUCGGCGUCGUGCGGCGCCGCCACGCAGGCGCGCGCGCGCCGCUGCCGCCGCGCGCCCUGCGCCGGGGACGCCCUGCAGAUAAGAAAAUGUCAGGGUCUCCCGCAAUGCAGGUACCAGCGGAAACAAACUAGCGAUGAAUACAACGAAGGGGAUGUUGAAGACGUAGAGGAAAAUAUUAUUAAAGAGAAUAAUUUAGAUUAUUUACCCGAGGCAACAUUUGAAAUGGACCCCGAAGGAAAUCAUCCAGAACAUACUGACAGUGUUAAUGAUUUUUAUAUUCCUCCAGAAUGGCCACAAACAGUAUACUACGACGUGAACGUGACGAGUAACUUGGACGGCAGCGAGCGCGGGCCCUGCGCGCCCGGCUACUCGCGCGCCGGCGACACUUGCCAUGACAUAGACGAAUGUGUCAUAGACAACAACGAGUGUCACUUGACGCAAGUGUGCGUGAACACAUACGGCGGUUAUCGCUGUUCAUGCCCUCCUGGGUAUACAUCGCUGGGCGCAGGGAAACGAUGCUUGGAUAUAAACGAGUGCCAGCAAGAUUUGCACGGGUGCGAGUUCGCUUGCGUGAACGUGGCGGGCGGCUACGUGUGCGCGUGCCCGCCGCACCUGCGUCUGCAUGCAGAUAAACAUCAUUGUGUUACACCGCCAUUGUACAGAAAACCAAUCUCGUAUGAAGACUUAGUCGAUGAAGAAUAUCAUAGUACGUCCAUGGAGUCCAGUACAAAAGGAGACAUUAAG